AUCUGUCCUCUUAAAAAAAGAGGAGGAUUCUAAAACCUUUCAAUUCCCUCCUCCUCCUCCUUCACCUCUAAGGGGACACCACACCGCUCUCAACGCCAAACCCUAGAAAUCGAUUGUCUUCCCCCUCCAUAUAUUCCGUAAAAAUCCAAACCCCUGAUUUUUUGAAAGAGAAAGAAAGGGACUGGAAUGGAGUCGUCUUCAUCAAAUUCCUCGGAGGUAACGCCGCCCUGGCUGGAAUUGCCUCGGGAAAUGACCACGACGAUUCUCCACAAGUUGGGGGCUAUAGAGAUACUGACAACGGCUGAAAAAGUGUGUACUACAUGGCGGAGUCUGUGUCAGGAGCCCGCCAUGUGGCAGUCAAUCGAUAUGCGAAAUGAGGGCAACCUAUGGGAAAUGCCGUACGACUUGGAGAAAAUGUGCCGCCACGCUGUGGAUCGCAGCCAAGGCCAGUUGAUUGAUAUCAACAUUGAGUAUUUUGGUUCCGAUGAAUUACUGCUCUACAUCUCCCAGAGGUGCCCUCAGCUGAGACGUCUUCGACUUGUACUUUGCUAUGGCGUAACAGGUGAGGGUGUGGCUGAAGCAGUUAAAAAUUUGCCUUUACUGGAGGAGCUGCACUUAUAUUACACCUAUAUUGACAAUGAAGCUAUUGAAGCUGUUGGUCACUGUUGCCCAUUCUUAAAGUCAUUUAAAUUGAACAACCAUGGGUAUAAACUCCCACACAUUGUCUGUGAUCUGGAGGCGCUAGCAGUUGCAGAAAACAUGCCUGAGUUACGCCACCUUCAACUAUUUGGAAAUAAAAUGUCAAAUGAAGGCCUGCAAGCCAUCCUUGACGGUUGUCCUCAUCUUGAAUCACUUGAUCUGAGACAGUGUUUUAAUGUCAACCUUGGGGGAAAUCUAGGAAAACUAUGUUGUGAGCGGAUUAAAGAUCUGAGGCGUCCCCAUGACUCCACUGAUGAUUAUGGAUUUGAUGCUGAGAUUCAAGAUUACGAAACAUCUGGUGACGAUUAUAUUACUGGAUAUUCUGACAUUGACAUGGUGUCUGAUUAUGGUGAUUAUCUGGAAUUCUCUGGUGGCAGUAUGUCGUCUGUUUCUUCAUAUGAGUAUGAAGAUGAGCUUCUUGUUGACUGGGAAUAGAAGGGAAACUGACUAUUCUUGAUCCUUUGUGUGUAUAAUGUGAUUUUGAAGUAUUCGUCUGUAUUAUACAUUGAUAUUAUCCUUAUAAAUGCAUAUAAUAAUUCAUUGA
Molecule: messenger RNA, 1243 nt
Organism: Sesamum indicum (sesame)
Lineage: Eukaryota; Viridiplantae; Streptophyta; Magnoliopsida; Lamiales; Pedaliaceae
Product: F-box protein SKIP19
Molecular function (GO): protein binding
Source: RefSeq, a predicted model, not a curated record